AUGAGACCAAUUAACUCUGGCGAGCUCCGUGGAAACGUCACACCGCCCAGCUCUAGACUCGCGAGGAGCAUGACAGUUGAUGCGAGAAUCGUGAUACUUCCAACCCAAUCAACCGCCUUCAAGCCUUCCAAUAGGGGAACUCCUACAUCAUCGACAUCGAGGAAGAAAAGAAGCACAAAGAAGGUGAGGCCACACAAUGGAAGAUUGAUGAACCAAAUCCACUAGGCAUAUCCCAUGUCAGCAAUAACUUCAUUUUGAUUAGAUAAAAUUCUUUACUUACUCUCCACGACAAGUUAUCUGCAAUUGCCCCCCCAAUCAAUGGUCCUGUGCCUGAUGCUAAUGCCCACACUAUGCCAGUUAGAGCAAGAUAGAACCCACGUUCUCUACGCCACUCAUGUCAGUAUCAACGUCGCUUAUUGUGGGAGGAGUUUGACCUUACUUCAAAUCGAAAAGGUCGCUAAUGCAUAUGUUCACCAGAACUAUUAA
Messenger RNA from Hymenoscyphus albidus, 486 nucleotides. NCBI's taxonomy places the organism in Eukaryota, Fungi, Ascomycota, Leotiomycetes, Helotiales, Helotiaceae. The record is from the annotation of a GenBank genome assembly.